CUUCAAUAAUCACACGAUCAAGAGAAGGACGCGCGCAUGUCCCCAGAAUCUUUGAUUCACCUAAUCUGUUCAAGUCGCAUGGUCUUGUAAAAUCGCGACUUCUGGGACUUUUCAGAAAAAAUGGAUGCCUUCAAGCUCUUGACCAGAGCCACCAAGUUGAAGACCGGUGCCACUAGUAGUACCCUUUCUUCGACGCUACCAUCUAAAGGCAAGGCGCAAAAUCCUCAACUCUUCCGCGCCCCGGAGGCCGAGAAACAGCUUCUACAGGGAAAUGGCUCUUCCAACAAGAAGCGCAAGAGGACUCAUGCGGCGGCAGCGGCGUCGUCGGAUUCCGAGGAUGAUGGUGAUGAUGUUCCGGAUCUAGAUUUCUUCGGCACAGGCAAGGGCUCGGCGUCGACGGCGAAGAAGGAGCAGGCUUUGGCUGCGAAGGAGAAGGAGGAUGAGUCCGAGUCCGAGGAAGCCGAAUCUAUGGAUGAGGUGCAGCGACGCACAAUCUUGAAUGCCCACAAGAUCAAGGUUACGGAUAUGCGGGACCUGGAAGAGGUUCAGCAGGCGGCGACGGCCGGCGAAGAGUCAAAGAAGAAAAAGAAGAAGAGAAAGCAGGAGAAAGAGAGCAGUAGCAGCAGCGCUGCUCAGCCGCUCACCAAGAAGGAGCAGAAGAAGGCGCGUCGGUUGUUCCCGCAGCCUUUGGUCUCGUUCAAGGAGCUGCGCACCAAGUAUAACAUCUCUCGGCGUCUUGCGGAGAACAUUGCCGAGCAAGGGUUCACGGUGCCUACGGAGGUUCAACUGGGCACUUUGCCUCUGUUGCUUGGGGAUCAGUCCGUGGCCCAGAAGGCGGGGACGAAUGAGACCGUCGAGCCUGACCUUCUGGUUGUGGCCCCGACGGGAAGUGGAAAGACGCUGUCAUUCAUGAUCCCGGUGAUUAACAAGAUUGUCCGACACCAUCACCAGCAGCAGGAGGAGCGCGGUAUCUUCACCGUGGUCGUUGCUCCGACGAAGGAGCUUGCCAGUCAGAUCGUCAAUGAAGGACGCAAGCUAGCGCUCGGAACGGGAGUCAAGAUCACUCUGAUGAAGAAGGGUAUGCGCGUUGUCGAACGCGACGACGAGGACAGCGACGAAAAGGAUGUUCUCGAUGAGCAGAGUGAGGAAUCUUCUGAGUCAGAGGAUGAGGAGCAGGAGACAGGAAAGAGCAGCAAGAGCAAGGCCCCCGUUACAAAGAGCGACAUCCUCGUCACGACACCGUUGCUCUUGGUCAAUGCGCUUUCUGCAAACAAGACCAAGCCCAUGGCGACGUUGCCCCUGGUGAGAAACAUAGUUCUGGAUGAAGCAGAUGUCCUCUUGGACCCUCUCUUCCGCGAGCAGACCCUUGAUAUCUGGCGUGCAUGCACACACCCUGAACUUCGGGCGAGUCUGUGGUCCGCCACGAUGGGUUCGAACGUCGAGGACCUGGCCAAAUCAACCAUCAAGGAGCGCAAAGAUAAUUUAAGUACGACGAAGUCUUACCCACUCCUUCGUCUCGUCGUGGGGUUGAAAGAUUCAGCUAUUCCGAACAUCAAACACAAGCUAGUCUACGCCGCCACCGAGCAAGGAAAGUUGCUCGGUCUGCGACAGCUUCUUCACCCGGCAGCAGCAGCAGCCUCAGAUGUCCGUCUCCGGCCACCCUUCCUCAUCUUCACCCAAACCAUCCCUCGCGCCAUCGCACUCCACUCCGAAUUGCGCUACGAUAUUCCCGCCGAAGCCGGUGGUUCUUCGCGUAUCGCUGUUCUCCAUUCCGAUCUGUCCGACAACCAGCGGUCCGAGAUCAUGAAGCAGUUCCGCAAGGGCGAGAUCUGGAUUCUCGUCACGACCGACUUGCUAGCUCGUGGUGUCGACUUCCGAGGUAUCAAUGGAGUUGUCAACUACGAUAUUCCUAACUCCGCUGCCGUCUACGUCCACCGCGUCGGACGCACUGGCAGAGCGGGCCGGGAAGGUGGCAUUGCAGUGACAUAUUACACAAAGGAGGAUAUCCCUUACGUGAAGAGUAUCGCAAACGUUAUUGACGUCAGCGAGAAGCUGCGUGGAACCUCGGAGGAGAAGUCGGUUCAGAAAUGGUUGCUGGACGCUCUUCCCGACCUCAGCAAGAAGAGCAAGCAGGAGCUGAAGAAGCACGGUGUCAAGGCCAGACAGUCGAAGAAGGACGGCAAAGAAGACAAGAAGACGAGAAUCAGCACCAAGAGUGGUUACGAACGACGGAUGGAGAACCGGAGAAAGGGCGCGAUCGAAGCCAGCCGCACCAGGAAGACUGAACAACCCGCGGCCGGCGAUGCUGACAGCGACAAGGAGGCCUGGGAUGGUCUCGAUGACUAG
Aspergillus homomorphus CBS 101889 is the source of this 2346-nucleotide messenger RNA. It is a transcript of the gene rok1, whose product is annotated as RNA-dependent ATPase ROK1. Gene Ontology annotation, cellular component: 90S preribosome. Gene Ontology annotation, biological process: maturation of SSU-rRNA. Bases 121 to 2346 code for a protein of 741 amino acids. The record is from RefSeq and is a predicted model, not a curated record. NCBI's taxonomy places the organism in Eukaryota, Fungi, Ascomycota, Eurotiomycetes, Eurotiales, Aspergillaceae. Gene Ontology annotation, molecular function: ATP binding; RNA helicase activity; nucleic acid binding. The transcript has a single exon.